This is a messenger RNA of Wallemia mellicola CBS 633.66, 3249 nucleotides long. RefSeq lists its product as hypothetical. Gene Ontology annotation, molecular function: guanyl-nucleotide exchange factor activity. The coding region runs from base 97 to 3192 and encodes 1031 amino acids. Lineage: Eukaryota; Fungi; Basidiomycota; Wallemiomycetes; Wallemiales; Wallemiaceae. The record is from RefSeq and is a predicted model, not a curated record. The transcript is spliced from 4 exons.
CCAGUCCCAGAAGUCAAUGGUAGACGGCUGAGUGAAAUAACAAACAACGUACAACAGCCUCCUUCCUACGAGGAGAGUUUAAAUACUUCAGAAACGAUGUCAUACUACGGAGAAUCUGACACUACGCCGAAUACACCAAAUAUACACCCAAGUACAUCUAGGUUGAAUUACAGGAGGUCAUUUAGGCAUCCACAGCCUACGCCUCCACCCGUCCCAGCAAGACCCCAUCAAUACGCCUCCACGAGUGCUAUCAAUGAAGAGUUCACAACUUCAGUUUUGAAGCGUAAUGUACAGCCAUUGAGGGUUAACAAAAAGGAUAGCAAUAGACCACAACCAGUGACGCCAAUCUCUCCUAUGAUUUCAGACAAUUACCCUAGCGAUAACGCAAGUCUCAGCCCAGCAAGUGUGGUACGAAGACCAACAUCACAUUCAAGAACUUCCUCAGUCUACUCUAUGGAGUCCCGUGUUGAACCAUUCUACGGCAGGCACACAGACGAUGAGCAUGACGCUAUGUUCAAUCAACUCACAAUUGAAGAACAAGAGCAACAGGAUUUAUCACAGGCUAUUGAAAUGUCGAAAAGUGAAGUAUCUCAACCAUUCAGUGUAGAUGAUAACGAUCAAAGUACGGUCUCGUCGCAUUUACACAGCGCUGGCUCGUCAAUUGGUGAAAGCCGACAGACCUACAAUACACCAGAUACAACUGCUUAUAACACAAGCGAUGAACAUCAUAAUGGCGUACCCUCUGAUGUCACGUGGAACCAGGAUGAAUCCACUUUUGUCAAAAAGGAGAGAAUGAGACAGCAUGUAGAGAACCACAAUUUGAAGAAAUGGCAGAGUGACAUGGAAGAUGUCACCUCUGAAUGGCAUAAUCUCGUCAGUGAUGACACUUUGAAGGCAUUCGGUAAGGUUGAGAUUGCUAGACAAAGCGUACUUUUCGAGUUCAUGCGUACUGAGAAAAUGUAUUAUAACGAUUUACACUUCUUGGAAGAGGUUUUUGUGCCUCCUAUUAGGGAUAGCAACAUGAUACCAGAAGAACGACGCGCACAAUUUGUCAAAGAUGCUGUAUUCAAUCUGAGUAACUUGGUAGCCAACCACAAGAGAGGUUUGAUGAGGAUCUUCGAGCGUCAGAAUGAAGAGCACCCAUUGAUAGAAUCAGUUGCUGACUUGAUCUUACGUGCUUGUAUCAUAUGGCAGGACGAUUACGAAGCCUAUAUCAAACACUGGCCAAUUCAAGAAGCCACUUUAAAAGCAGAGAUGCGCAAUAAUAAGAAAUUCGCAGACCACUGCGAAGCUUGUUCGAGACAUCCGAAGGCGCAACGUCAAUCAAUAAUACCAUUACUCCAAAGACCUGUGUUUAGGUUACCACGUUACCCUCUUCUCCUCAAUCGAAUGCUCGACAAUACCCCUGAAGAUCACAGUGAUAGGGAAAAUCUUCCUGUCGCUGCACGUGCGAUCAGUGACAUUGCGAAAUCUACGCAACCAGGUAUAGAGCAAUCAAACAAUAAAGUUAAAUUCUGGGAGAUGGCAUCCUCGUUGGAUUUCAGGUUAGGGGAGUUACAUGAUGUUGACUUAUUGGAUGACAUACGCACGUUACAACAUGAUGGUAUACUUUUCAAGCGUGAAAGGUCAGCGACUGAUUUGCAUGGUUGGCAUGCGAAGAAGGUCUUUGUUAUGGAUAACUAUGUUCUCAUCACCGAACCUUCGCAGAAGAAGAAAACUGAUGCGAUCAGGUACAGCCUCACAUCAAGACCAAUUCCACUUGAGCUUUGUCAUAUCGAAGAGGUGAAUCCAUCACCAACGCAUCGUACUAACUGCUUGCUUUCAGAUGAACGAAGAUCAGAUGGAUCAAGGAUAUUGUUCACUCAUAUAGAACCAGAAAGAGAGGUACACGGGAUGGUCCUCAAGCACGUAGGAAAUGGCAAAGAGUACAAACUAUAUGCAUCUACAGCAAGUGAAAGAGACACUUGGAAGUUCAAGAUUAGCGAAGCUAUUGCUAUCAGAAGAACUUUCAUUGAGGCCAACAAGCUGAUCGUCUCGAAAACAUUAACAAACUCUAUCUUCCAACAGAGCGUAUUAAGUCAAGCGGACAAGUACGAGAAAUCAGGCUCUAACCGCAUCAAUUCUGCUAGUAUGUUCAAGUGGGGUUCUAGAAACUAUGUUUCACUUGCGACAUCUUCUGGUGUUUACAUUGGAUAUGAAGAUGAUAAGGAAAGUUACAGGAAAGUUAUAGGUUUGAAGGGUGUUGAAGGUGUCACUGUGCUCUCGCAAUAUAGUCUUAUGAUUUUGCUUGUUGAAGGACAACUAUAUGGAUAUGACCUCGAGGAAAUCUGUCCAACAAGUUCACGCGGCCCUAAGCGGAAAUUUGGAAGAAUAAGAUUGUGCAGUUCUAGCGAGAAAGUUACCUAUUACAAAGUGGGAAGUACGAUAGGAAAGAGUGCGAUAAUUACCUACGUGUCUCAUAAGGUGCUACACAAAUCGACUGCUCAAUUUUUCGAACCGUUGCCGGUCAACGCACGUUUACAGGCAUAUCAAGACGUAAAUAGAGUUAAGAAACCGAAACGAGAAGUUUGGAUUAGAGAGGUUAUGCCAGCGCUUAGUUUACAAACUACAGGAAUAGCAACCGUCUUGUUCCCAUUCCCAAGCAGCAAGCAUGUUGCAGUGAUUGACGAAGGUGUCUUGCGUGUCUUGGAUCCUACAAAUAGUAACAGAAUGUUGACAUUACCAAGAUUACAUGGACACAAUUAUCAGGUGUUCAAAGACAGACACCAAGCGAGACAGUACCAGCUUAAUAUUGCCAACAUUUCCGAUCAAAUUAGUAGAGGGAAGCUCAAACCUAUUGAACUUUUCACAGUCAAGAGUGGAGAGUACAUCAUGAUCUUUGAUACACUUGGUUUAUAUGUUAAUGAAAAGGGUGUUCCACUCAAGAGUGCUAAUGUACUUAGGUGGAACGGAACUGUUAACAAUGCUGCGAUAGAGGGCAACCUAUUGUUGCUAUUUUGCGAAACUUUCAUCGAAAUUCGUGACAAGAGGACUGGUAAAUUAUCACAAAUUAUCAGACUUCACAAGGAUGUUCGCCUUGCUUCACAAAAUUCCUUACGUGGUGAAGAUAUGGUAGUCGUUGAGAGAUAUGCCAGGUCUCAUAAGCCGUAUGGCUUAUUCGAUCAUGCUUUCAAACUAACAUGCAACGUUUAAAUGUUUAUUAUUCUUGCCUUAUGUUGUUGUACUUUUUUUUAUAAAUAGAGAAAUAGC